CACAACCCAUAAAAUGUCUGGGGUUUGGGUCUUCAAAAACGGUGUGGUUCGUCUGGUCGAAAACCAGACUUCAGAAUCGAACCAAGGAUCGUUGCAGAAGAAGAAAGUGUUGGUUCACAUUCCAAGCAAUGAAGUGAUCACAUCAUACUCGAUUCUCGAGAAGAAACUAGCCUCACUUGGCUGGGAACGAUACUACGACAACCCGGACCUUCUCCAAUUCCACAAGACCUCAACUGUUCAUCUCAUCUCUCUCCCUCGAGACUUUGUUGGCUUCAAAUCCAUGCACAUGUUCGACAUUGUUGUCAAGAACAAGAAUAUCUUCGAAGUCAGAGAUGUUGUCAUGUAAAAAUCAUAUUUUAUUGUCUCUAUCGGUCUCUAUUUCAAUCUUUUGAUCUAUGUGUGACUUUUAUUUUUACUUUC
Impatiens glandulifera is the source of this 420-nucleotide messenger RNA. RefSeq names its product flowering-promoting factor 1-like protein 3. The coding region runs from base 14 to 346 and encodes 110 amino acids. Lineage: Eukaryota; Viridiplantae; Streptophyta; Magnoliopsida; Ericales; Balsaminaceae. Gene Ontology annotation, biological process: regulation of flower development. The transcript has a single exon. The record is from RefSeq and is a predicted model, not a curated record.